GACGGCAGCUGCUGCUGGUCCGGGCACACGUCUCUCACUUCUCAGAGAGAACCGGCUCACCAGCCCCCUCUGCCGGACCCACAGCAGAACCACAGAAUGAACCGAACUCGUGCUGUCUUCCUGCGAGCGCGUUGUCUGAUUCGGAGUAAAACGGAACCGCAUUACGAAACAGACACAGCCUUAUAAGGAUGGACCUGUCCUGUCCCCACCCCAGUAGCCCGGGGGACGCUGCAGAGGCUGGAGCGAGCUCGGAGGCUACGGGGAAGCACACGCUGGUCUCCAAACGGAGGGGACAGCACAGAGUAAUCCAGUGAGAUACUGACUAUUGGGAUUGAACACCUUUCCGGUUCCAGGUGCGAUGAGUACCUCCGAAGGCACUGAACAGCUUGAAGGGCCGGGGAGCGGCAGCCAAUCCACUGGGGAAUCCGAACUGAGGAUCAUCCUCGUCGGUAAGAGUGGAGGAGGGAAAAGUGCAAUAGGAAACACCAUCCUUGGGGAAGAGAAGGAGGAGAAGUUGGAGUCCGUACUGGAGGAAACGGCUGUUACUCAGACAUGGUGUGAAGGCAGCAGGACCUGGAAUGGAAGGAAGGUUGUGGUUAUCAACACGCCUGCUUUUUUUGACACCGAGCACUCUGAUGAACAAACCACCCAUGAGACCAGUCGCUGUAUGGAGCUCUCCUCCCCAGGCCCCCACGCUCUGGUGCUGGUUACCCAGCUGGGCCAUUUCACGGAGGAAGACCAGCACGCCGUGAGGAGAGUACAAGAGAUUUUUGGCCCCGAGGCCAUGAAGUACACAAUCGUCUUAUUCACCCACAGAGAAGACUUACGGAGUGGAUCCCUGGAGGAGUAUAUCUCCCACUCGGAUAACAAACAGCUUAAGGAGCUGAUCGAACAGUGUCAGGGCCGAUACUGCGCUUUCAACAAUAAAGCUACACGGGAUGAACGGGCUGCCCAGGCUGAGGAGCUGAUGACUAAGAUUGCUCGUAUGGUGGAGGAGGAGCAUAAAGACCAUCUGGUGUGUAAAGCACCUGAGAAGUUUCGAAAAGAAGGUGAGACAGGUGAAAGUAAAAAUAAGAUGGGCGAAGUGGAAGAUGAUACGAAAGCGGAUAUACAGGGAGGAAUUCAAGGGGAAGAGGACUCAUCCAUGGAAAAAGAGAAAUCCCAGAGGAAAAAAGCAAAACUGCAGACAGGAGUAAACAAGGGGCCGGGGAGCGGCAGCCAAUCCACUGGGGAAUCGGAACUGAGGAUCAUCCUCGUCGGUAAGAGUGGAGGAGGGAAAAGUGCAAUAGGAAACACCAUCCUUGGAGAAGAGAAGGAGGAGAAGUUGGAGUCCGUACUGGAGGAAACGGCUGUUACUCAGACAUGGUGUGAAGGCAGCAGGACCUGGAAUGGAAGGAAGGUUGUGGUUAUCAACACGCCUGCUUUUUUUGACACCGAGCACUCUGAUGAACAAACCACCCAUGAGACCAGUCGCUGUAUGGAGCUCUCCUCCCCAGGCCCCCACGCUCUGGUGCUGGUUACCCAGCUGAGCCAUUUCACGGAGGAAGACCAGCACGCCGUGAGGAGAGUACAAGAGAUUUUUGGCCCCGAGGCCAUGAAGUACACAAUCGUCUUAUUCACCCACAGAGAAGACUUACCGAGUGGAUCUCUGGAGGAGUAUAUCUCCCACUCGGAUAACAAACAGCUUAAGGAGCUGAUCGAACAGUGUCAGGGCCGAUACUGCGCUUUCAACAAUAAAGCUACACGGGAUGAACGGGCUGCCCAGGCUGAGAAGCUGAUGACUAAGAUUGCUCGUAUGGUGGAGGAGGAGCAUAAAGACCAUCUGGUGUGUAAAGCACCUGAGAAGUUUCGAAAAGAAGGUGAGACAGGUGAAAGUAAAAAUAAGAUGGGCGAAGUGGAAGAUGAUAUGAAAAUGGAUAUACAGGGAGGAAUUCAAGGGGAAGAGGACUCAUCCAUGGAAAAAGAGAAAUCCCAGAGGAAAAAAGCAAAACUGCAGAAAGGAUUAAACGAGGGGCCGGGGAGCGGCAGCCGAUCCACUGGGGAAUCCGAACUGAGGAUCAUCCUCGUCGGUAAGAGUGGAGGAGGGAAAAGUGCAACAGGAAACACCAUCCUUGGGGAGGAGAAGUUUACGUCUGUACUGGAGGCAACGCCCGUUACUCAGAAAUGUUGUAAAGACAGCAGGACCUGGAAUGGAAGGCAGGUUGUGGUUAUCGACACGCCUGCUAUUUUUGACACCAAGCACUCUGAUGAAGAAACCACCCAUGAGAUCUGUCACUGUGUCGCGCUCUCCUCCCCAGGCCCCCACGCUCUGGUGCUGGUGACCCAGCUGGGCCGUUUCACGGAGGAAGUCCAGCACACCGUGAGGAGAGUACAAGAGAUUUUUGGCCCCGAGGCCAUGAAGUACACAAUCGUCUUAUUCACCCGACGAGAAGACUUACGGAGUGGAACCCUGGAGGAGUAUAUCUCCCACCCGGAUAACAAACAGCUUCAGGAGCUGAUCGAACAAUGUCAGGGCCGAUACUGGGGUUUCAACAAUAAAGCUCCAUUGGCGGAACGGACUGCCCAGGCUGAGAAGCUGAUGACUAAGAUUGCUCGUAUGGUGGAGGAGGAGCAUAAAGACCAACCAUUCUACACUAAUGAGGUGUAUGAAAAGGCUGAGAAGCUUCAGAAGGCAAAAGACAUGUUGUGUAAGAAAGGUGAAAGACCAUGUCAGUGUGAAAAAGGGGAGGAUGAGCUGAGAGAAUUGAUAGAAAUACAGAAAUCUUAUGAGAAAAAACAAAAAUCCAAGGUUGAUACAAAAAACCCUAAUUCCUGGGGUUUCUCUUUCUCAUUUCCAGGUUUCCGAGUGCCAAAAUGUCUGCGGUUCAGAAAUGAUGGUAACUGAGCUACAUCUAUUUUCUGGUUCUCGUGUGGUUUUACCAGGCUUUGUAGAGGCUCAGGAAUUAGAGAUGGAGGGAAAAGAACUUUUAACUCUUCUUAAGUAAAAUUUUCAAAGCGGCUCAGGGUGUGUCUACACGGCAUUUUGGAGUGCGCGGGAGCACGUCUCUCAGCCCAGGUUGAUAAAAGCCCACCCAAACCCUCAGGCUUCGGUAUCCAAGCUUCAGCUCGAGCUGAAACUUCCCAGAGCUGUCUCUAAAGCUGUUUUUAGAGCACUAGUGUGAGACCUGCUAGCCCAGGCUGGGAUGCUUGCUCCAAAAUGCUGUGCAGACGUACUCCACGUGACUUCAGAGCCUAUGUCCCCGUUGUCUCCAGGUCUUGGGGGAUUGAGACUUUGGAGGAUUGUUUCUGACAGUAUCUACUCCAAUGUUUUGUUCCAUUCGGUCUUAAACAAAUCACUGAUGGAAACCAGCUGUUUGUUGAUGAAAGCCCCACUCUCUGUUAGGAAAAUGUCCUGUUACCCUAAUUGUUCUUUUCUUCAAUUUCACCCAGUUAUACCUACGUAUAAAUCUUUGGCCCAUCCUAAGCAAUUCAGUUCUUCCAAAUGCCCAAUCCAUUUUACUGCUCUUCUCCAGCACCCCUAUAAUUCACCUUUUCUGGUAGUGAAAUGCCAAGAUCUGAAAGCACCAUUCCAGGAGUGAUCUCUCCAAGAUUUCUAGCCAGCCCUGUCACCUCCCUGCUCUGGGACAGGACGGCUCUGCAGCCCAAAGGCAUGUUGGCUUUGUCUGCUAACACCUCACAUGGCAAACUCCCAUCUAAUGUGUGUGUUUCCCUCAAUCUCUAAAAAGUCAUUAAAGGAAUUUCAGUGUUUCAUAACUACGAAUUCCUAAAUCCUGCAUCUCAACAGUUCAUAUGUCCUCACCCUAUACUAGUGCAGAACGUUUAUACAGAGAUCAGUAAGUCAAAUCAUUAAUUAGCAUUUGUUCUUUACUGAUAUUACUUACUGAGAAAUCUGUACCAAAGACACCUUAUUGUGAAAACAUGUCUUAGGACACUGCUGUAGUAUAAACCUCUCAAAAUUAAACAAACGUUGUUUAGAGAUACAUCAGAAUUAUUUUAUAUUCUGUUUUGAUUUAUGAUGAAAUUGAGCAGGUAAUCCAUGGCUCUGAUGCACGAAAUAUUAGACAGUUGUAGUGAAAAAUAUAUGAAAUAAACAAAUUAAUGGUAAUUUUUACAUCCUGGUAGAGUGAGACUUUUUCUAAGUUACUGAUACAUUGGUUGCCAAAGCUUGGAGAAGACUGCGGGAGAUACAUGCCCUUUAAAGUGAGAGAGCCGAACGAGCCUUCUCUUUGUUCUUCGGAAGUAUUAGAAAAGGAAUAGUUUCCUGGUAACAAAUAUUAGAAUUGUACAUGCAAGAUCGGGUCUGGAUUCUGCUUUCUCGAACUCUAAAUUGGUUUGUCUUUAAAAACUAUGCUCACAGUUUGCACUUGUAUUUCAAUGAGUCACAAUAAAAUAUUUUCGUCUCUAUUUUA
This is a messenger RNA of Chelonia mydas (Green sea turtle), 4409 nucleotides long. It is a transcript of the gene GIMAP8, whose product is annotated as GTPase, IMAP family member 8. Gene Ontology annotation, molecular function: GTP binding; protein binding. The record is from RefSeq and is a predicted model, not a curated record. Bases 359 to 2884 code for a protein of 841 amino acids. NCBI's taxonomy places the organism in Eukaryota, Metazoa, Chordata, Testudines, Cheloniidae. The transcript is spliced from 5 exons.